UUUCAUAUGAACCGAUUCAAUUACGUUAUAAAUAUCCAUUCAUCAUAUAUAUGUAUCAUGCUUAUAUGUACAAUUGCAUUAACUUUAAGACAUGAGUUAUUUUAACCUUCUCCUAUUUGAAAGCUCAAUCACAACAGUAUUUCGAAAAGGCAAGGGCUCUGGAAUGUGUUUUCAACAUUUUGACAAAUGUUAAUCUUUUGGUGUAUCUGGGUUGGAGUGUUUGAUGUGAUGUAGGAAAGGAAUACAUUCACUAGUCUCUAGAAGUCGAUGCAAAGGUGAGUUGCCUCACACCUAAAUUAUCACCAUCUUUAUUUGGAAAAUCAAACGGAACAAGACAAUAAUGGAAAACAGGGCUGAAUGUGGAGCAGUGUUUUGUCUUGUUUGGCUCCUGCGGAAGACAUCAUCAAGUCACCAUUGACGCCUUCCGGGGAUGCUUCUGAUAAUUUGAAUAAUGAAAAUGAGAGUUUUCUGUGGAGAUGUUUCUCUGGAUUGAAAUGGAGUGAAGUACAAGUGUAAAGAAGCAGCUCCAGGUUCUCUGUGAGGAAUACCAGUGGAAGAAAUUGGUAGGAGAUGGAAUUAUGUUUCAGAAUAAGUUGUAAGUUCUGAAAGUCAGAGUGGAUCUGACAUGAUCAACUGGAUUUGAUGAAGAAUUAAUUCAUUCUGGUCCAGGAGACCUGCCAUGUAAUGCAAGUUUGUUCAGGCUGAAGUUCGGAAGAGAAAUAGAGAUGGCAUUAUAUCAAAAAGUUUCCAGGAAAUGGAUAUGAGGUGCAAAACAUGCAAGAAUGUCAUGAAACUGUUUUAGGAGGUGAAAUUGAAACAAUUAGAUUAUGGUGGUUGUGUGAGAAAAGAGUUCCGCUGCCGUGAAUCUUAAUUGUUAAAUGGGAGAAUCUGUCAGAUGAAGAAGAGAUUUCAUGGAUUUUGUCAUUUUUCAAAAGUUAAUUCAGCCAAGUUAACCAUACAGAUAAAAAUGGAUUCUGUGAAGCUCGGACAAAAUUCUCAAGCUCGUCAUAAAAACAGGAGAUUUUAAAAUUGCAACUUGAAUUGCUUGAGAGAUGCUACACAGAACGACUGAUAAAGUUUAAACACAUGAUGUUGUUACAAGUAUUUAGAGGAUAAACACAAAGGAGGAGGUUGAAGGCUAUGUGGCCAUCAGAUGACAGCAUCAGCCCCGGACUGACUGGAACAGGGAGAAGAAUGCAUGUCAACACAACAGAGGGAUGGUGUGGUGAUGCAUAGACUUCAAUACCUGGAAGACAAGGAGCUACAGACUAGCGGGGACAUGUCUUGUCAAACACAUCUCUGAUUGUCUAAGUGGGAACAGAUGUACGGAGUUGGAGACAUCGUCUACGACAGCCUGACUCCGGAUGGGCGAGUUGACUAGCUUCUGAAGAAAUUUGGUUAGCGCCAUUGGACUGUGAGGUGCCGGUAAGCUGCUCUGCAGGGUGGAGAGAAGAUUAUCUGGCUGUUUACCGUUUGAAUUGGUAAAACUUCAGAAAUAUGGUCAACUUUUGCCAACUGAAGAAAGAGAAGGGAACAGAAUCUUGGGAGCCACUCUGACAGACAUUCCUCCAUCCUUCUUCAUCUAUCUUUCCAUCUUGGCAGCAAUAAUUACAAGUGGAGGGUUUGUAAAUGUGAGGUUAGCAUAAUUUGGAGGCAGUCACUUCAAGUGCAUGUAAACCUUAAGUGAUUCCUGCUGGCUGCAAGGUACGGACAGUACAGGCACAGAGUUGAAUACCAACUGUAAAUCGCUGCAACUGCAGCCGUACCUGACUUCAAGCUUUGUUGUGUUGAUUCCUGUUCUCAGGGGAUAAAUUAGCGUUCUGUGAUCCUGGUAUUGAUGGCGGACAGUUGAAGAUAUGUCAUAGUUGGACACCUUGCCAGGGGAAUACUAAACUGUUCAGUGAUCAGUCAUCGAGAGGAUUGUAUUGCACCGCGAUUACUUGCCUCAGAGGCUUCACAAGUUGGAGGAGUCAUUUUGUCAGCUGCAUCUCACAUGUCUUCAUGAUAAAUCUCCCUUACUGGAUACAUAUGCAUUUGAGACCUCCCUGUGAUGAGAACCUGGCAGAUCAGUUGAACAAAGCAAGACUGGAGACUGGUGUCAUUGUUGCUUCAGUUGGACGGUUUUAAUCGAUUUUGAGAACAUUGUCAACUUUGUGUCUUUCAUCGGAGUCUGUUUCACAGGAUUCACCAGACACUGAUUGGAACAUUUUCAGAAUACAAAAGUUAGCAAACCUGGAUUUAUCUUACCAUUUUGCGGACGUGUUAAGUAGUAGUCUGGAGGAUAGAAAGAAAGCAAUGGGAGACGUACCCGGAUUCCACCGGGUCCUUAGUACCAGCGCUCUCCGCAUCCCCAAACAGAGGUACUCGUUCUGGAGGAGGCACGCAGAAGACCUCAUUGUCACCCCGUUUGCACAGAUCCUGGCAAGUCUACGGAGUGUCAGAAACAAUUACCUGGCGCUCACCAAUGUCCCGAUUCCAAAAGACAGUAGUCAUCCAAUCAGUAAAGUUCACCGAGAACACGACAGACCUAGGCGAGGUUCAUCCGGCCCCCACGCCCAUGGCCUGCUGUCUCAUGCAUCGCAGCAGUCUCCCCAACAUCAUCAUAUGCAACAACUGUCCCCCAGUGGCAACAAGGUGCAAGAUGACACAUACAUGAAGUUGGCUGUGGAGACCCUGGAGGAACUAGACUGGUGUCUGGACCAGCUAGAGACCAUCCAGACACAUCGCUCCGUCAGUGACAUGGCAUCUAGCAAGUUCAAACGAAUGUUGAAUCGAGAGCUGAGUCACUUCGCCGAAUCUAGCAAGUCUGGAAACCAGAUAGCAGAGUUUAUUUGCAAUACUUAUUUAGACAAACAACAGGAAGUUGACAUCCCAACCUUGAAAGUCGACACAGUGGAAACAGUCACCAAGGAGAUUCCCGACAAAAAUCGGCCUAUGUCCCAGAUACAAGGAGUUCGGAAACUUAAACAUGCCAAUAGCUUUACAGGAAUUGUGCCAAAACACGGAGUAGAUACACCUCAUAAAGAAGAGCUAGGACGAUAUUUGAAUGACAUUGACAAGUGGGGAGUUGAUAUUUUCAAAAUUUCUGAAUACUCAACCAACAAACCUCUUACCAGCAUCACAUACAGGAUAUUUCAGGACAGAGAUUUAUUAAAUACAUUCAAGAUUCCUGCACAUACUCUAGUCACAUAUUUGAUGCACUUGGAAGAGCAUUACCAUCGAGAGACGCCCUAUCACAACUCCAUCCACGCCUCCGACGUCACGCAGUCCACGCACGUGCUCCUCAGCGCACCUGCCCUUGAAAAUGUGUUCACAGAUCUGGAGAUUCUGUCAGCGAUAUAUGCAUGUGCCAUUCAUGAUGUGGACCAUCCGGGUGUGACCAACCAGUACUUAGUCAACACAAGUUCGGAGCUGGCCCUGAUGUACAAUGACGAGUCUGUGUUGGAGAACCACCAUCUGGCCGUGGCGUUCAAACUCCUCCAGGAGGAGAACUGUGAUAUCUUUCUCAACCUCAACAAGAAACAGAGACAGACGCUGCGCAAGAUGGUCAUAGAUAUGGUGCUUGCGACAGACAUGUCAAAACAUAUGAGUCUUCUGGCUGACCUGAAGACCAUGGUAGAAACGAAGAAAGUUGCUGGCUCAGGAGUGCUGUUGCUGGACAACUAUACUGAUAGAAUUCAGGUUCUCCAGAACAUGGUUCAUUGUUCGGACCUCAGCAACCCAACGAAGCCCCUUGAUAUAUACAAAAACUGGGUGGAUCGCAUUAUGGACGAGUUUUUCAGACAGGGAGAUCGUGAACGCGAUCAAGGUCUUGAUAUUAGUCCGAUGUGUGACCGACACACUGCAACAGUAGAGAAGACUCAGGUUGGAUUCAUCGACUAUAUUGUCCACCCGCUGUGGGAAACAUGGGCAGACCUGGUCUUCCCGGACGCCCAGGAUAUCCUGGACACGCUGGAAGACAACCGGGACUGGUACCAGACUAUGAUACCAAUCUCCCCCUCUUCCAGUUUCUGUAGCAAUAAGACAGACGACAAGGAUGAGUCGGAAACCACAAAGUUCCAGUUUGACCUUGAAGAGGACAAGGAGAAUGAAGGUCAAGGUUGCAGCCCUGUUGUCAUGCGUGUAAUUCCAGAAGGAUCAGACUCAGAUCAGCGAGGACUUGAUAAGAAAUGAAGCCUCCGUGUAGAUGAUAGUAGCGAUGUGUUUGAGCUGACAACAAUUAUGACAACUCUACAAAUGCUGGCUCUCGUUUGGUCAUGGCCGGCCAAUAUGUCUGUGCGUUGAUGGAUACUUGAAGAAGCUAGACGAUAAACUCAUUAUUUUCAGUUGCACAUGAAAUUCACUCAGGGAAGAGCACGGCAAUGGCACAAGCGGCGAGCUACCAACGAACAUCUGAUUGAGCUUGGCUGUGCCAUGUAACCCCAGUGGCAUGACGAACUGCUAACAGUGACAAUGCUGUUGUUGACGACGAUGACAGAAUGAUCUCCACAUAAUGUGUUACCUGUCCUUCUAGCCCAUGCGGCAUACUCUGACACUCAUUGUGAUUAACAUUAUGGACAAGGGGGAUAACUCUUGCUGAGCUCCCUCGAUCAGUUGCAUAGAGACAAAGACUUGUGUAGAUAUAUUGACUAAAACAACUGAUAUAUGUCAAAAUGGCAAACUGUACACAACAGGAGAGUGUUUUUUGCCCACAACAAGGAUAGUUCAUUUGUAUAUGUGAUUAUUGCAUAUUUGGGGCAUUUUGAUUUAACCAAUAAUUUAAAGAUUUAGCAAGCAGCUUGAAGUGGGUCGUGUGUGACAACUGUGAUAUUUUCAUUACUUCAAUUCCGUCAAACUAUAUCAUUGCAAAUGUUUGGUUCGAGUAUCUUCGCUCAGACAAUUCUCUUCUAGAGACGACUAGACAUAUCUAGUCUACCGAGAAUGAGAAAUUCUCAGUUCUAAAUUGAACUCUCUCAAAUCUGGACUUUCAACUUCGAAUACAACGUAGCAGUUGUUUUGGUAGCAUAAUUUUCAAAAUAGCUUAGAAAAUUCAGUGUAGCAUAAUGAAAAAAUGCAAAUAAGUGUAUGAUUGCAUAGUGUUUUCUUAUCAUGUUUAAUGUUACCAUAAAUUUAAAAUAACAAUUUUUUAUAUGUUUCUUGCUAAUCCACUAACUUUAUAACACAAAAUCUGUUGGAUUGUUGAGGAAGUGAGUUAGCACUGACUCUUGUGACUUAAUGUUUAACAUGUGAAAUCCCCAGCAGUUGAACGAGGCUAUGUCUGAGAACCGUUCUGUGAUAUGUGUAUUACCGCAAGGGGACAGGGGAGGGGGACACAGGAUCGGGGAGGGGGAGGGGGGGUAUGAAGGGGUAGUCCCUCUUCCAUAAUUGCUUACGCGUUGUUCAUAGAACCUAUUUAUUUAAGUUAUUACGUUAUCAGGUUGUUUGCAGUUCACAAUUCUUUAAAAUGUCCCAUCCUUAAAACGAAUUGCUAACUUGUUGACAAAAUGGCAGCUGAUGCUAAACAGGUUGUUUUUUUCCACUCGAGAACAUUUGGUAAUGUUUCAGCUCAGUCCAACCAAGACUUCACUCUUUACUUUCAACACUUCACUUUACAUUAAAUACUUCACUUCUUGAAUAUUAAUCAGAAUUUAUUAGGCAUUUUGAAUUUUAAAUAUAUUUAUUAUUUGAAUAAUAUGUAUGAAUCCUUUCUUGAAAGUUGAUACUUGCAUAAAGAAGAAAUUCUUGGUAGUCACGUAACUUGCACCUAUUAAUUUUGACACGCUUGUAAAGAUUGUUUCGUUUGGCAGGCAAAUUUGAGUCACCAAUUGAGAUUUUAGCAUUUAUGAUACACAAUUUUACGUCAGUCUGUUGUAUUAUGUAUAUUUGAAUGUUAUGGAAAAGACCCACUUUUAACAAUGUGGAGAAAUUUUAUAUUAUGCAUAAUUUUAAAGGAGAUAUUUUCCAAAUAUGGACAUUAUUUAGAUAUUUUAACUGGUGAUUGGACAAAAGCUGAGAGCAUAUUCAUAGUCGAUGUUCACUUGUAGUGAAUACGAGAUUAUUGUCGGCAUUCUAUCCGAUAUUUACAUAUCUUGCUGAUUCCACAGGUCUGUUGUGUUUAACACUGAGUCUUUGUUCAGCGAUCAUUGACAUAAUCACCUUCAUUCAUCCACCAACAACUCAUGUGUCACGUUAUCACUUACACUAGUAUUUAUUACGUCUCAGGCCAUACAGGUGUCUCGUGAGAUUCCGUUUUUGUAGUUUGGGAAGUGAACUUACAGCUGACUCACGACUGGAGUCCUUACAAAGGGUAGUUUUGUUGUUGUUUAUUUUUCCAAUGCAAGAUUAGUCACUGUUGAUUUAUGCAUGUGUUGCAAUACAGAGGACUAUAACAAAAUUGUUAAAGCUCGUGUUAUCUUAGGACAUUACCAUCACCAUUUGUCAAAGUGCCACAUUUACCAAACACAAAAAGUAAAAAAUUAUUUGUUAAUGUUUCGUUAUGGUUAAGUGAGACUGUAAAUUGACUUCCCUAUGCAUCGCACAUAGAUGUUAAGAUUUCAAUUAGCAGGGUUCUCACUGUGUUGAUGUCUGUCAGAACCAUUUUUGACAUGGUGUUCUUGAUCUUCGGUAUGUCAAAAUUGUUCUUGACAUUGUUCCUGAUCUUUACUAUGUCACAGCUGUUCCUGACAUGGUGUUCCUGAUCUUCAGUGUCAAAACCGUUCUUGACAUUGUUCCUGAUCUUUACUAUGUCAAAAUUGUUCUUGACAUUGUUCUUGAUCUUUACUGUGUCACAACUGUUCUUGACAUGGUGUUCCUGAUCUUCAGUGUCAAAACCUUUCUUGACCUUAUUCCUGAUCUUUACUAUGUCAAAAUUGUUCUUGACAUUGUUCUUGAUCUUUACUGUGUCACAACUGUUCUUGACAUGGUGUUCCUGAUCUUCAGUGUCAAAACCGUUCUUGACAUUAUUCCUGAUCUUUACUAUGUCAAAAUUGUUCUUGACAUCGUUCUUGAUCUUCAGUGUCAAAACCGCUCUUGACAUUGUUCCUGAUCUUUACUAUGUCAAAAUUGUUCUUGACAUUAUGUUCUUGAUCUGCACUGUGUCAAAAUGGUAGACGAGACUAAGAGCGCCCUUGAUCUAAACUCCUCAUGCGAAUCAUGUACUAACCAUGUGAUAUCAUUGCCCCUUCCUUCCCAUGGUUCUAUGCUGCAGGAACCAGCUAAUAUUUAAAUUAAAAUUCUUUAAUUGCCA
This is a messenger RNA of Haliotis rufescens (red abalone), 7225 nucleotides long. RefSeq names its product cAMP-specific 3',5'-cyclic phosphodiesterase 4C-like. Lineage: Eukaryota; Metazoa; Mollusca; Gastropoda; Lepetellida; Haliotidae. The transcript has 15 exons. Gene Ontology annotation, molecular function: 3',5'-cyclic-AMP phosphodiesterase activity. Gene Ontology annotation, biological process: signal transduction. The record is from RefSeq and is a predicted model, not a curated record. Bases 2296 to 4173 code for a protein of 625 amino acids. Gene Ontology annotation, cellular component: cytosol; nucleus; perinuclear region of cytoplasm.